AUGACUACACGUGAUUACAAAAGUGACUGCAUAAUUUUUGAUGAUAGUUAUGAAGGAUAUUCAGCGAAGAAUUUCACUUUACCAGGAAUCUAUGAAAAACAUAUUUCAACCAUUUUGGUUCCAAGUGGAAUGAUUGAGAAUCGUUUGGAAAGAAUGUCUAUUGAUAUACUGAGUGAAUAUGAGAAAUCUGGUGUACAAUCUGUCUACGUGAUUUGUAUAUUGAAAGGAGGUUUCAAAUUUGCUUCCGAUUUAUUCAAAGCAUUACAAGAGUAUUCAUUUACACGUCGAAAUUACAUAAAAGUUAGUAUCGACUUCGUCGCUGCAAGUACAUACGAUGAUUCAGUAGGUCAUGAUACCAAAAUCACUCCGUGUACAAAUAUGGAGAAGUUCAGAGAUAAGGACGUACUCAUUGUGGAAGAUAUGGUUGACACAGGCACAAGUUUAAACGAACUGGAGAGAUUUGUGAAGAAAUACGAACCGAAAUCUGUUCGUUCAGCAUGUUUACUGGUCAAAAGAAUAGCCGAGGUUCCUGGGUAUAAACCAACCUAUGUUGGCUUCGAAGUACCGAAUGUAUUCAUAGUUGGUUAUGGUAUCGACUACAACGAUCGCUUCCGUGAAUUGCCACAUGUCUGUGCAGUGAACGAUGAAGGUAAACGUGAAUUCCUUGGCCAAGGUUAA
Molecule: messenger RNA, 678 nt
Organism: Schistosoma guineensis
Lineage: Eukaryota; Metazoa; Platyhelminthes; Trematoda; Strigeidida; Schistosomatidae
Source: the annotation of a GenBank genome assembly